Messenger RNA from Ylistrum balloti, 1473 nucleotides. Its product is annotated as major facilitator superfamily domain-containing protein 1-like. Gene Ontology annotation, molecular function: transmembrane transporter activity. The transcript has 13 exons. Bases 1 to 1473 code for a protein of 490 amino acids. The record is from RefSeq and is a predicted model, not a curated record. Gene Ontology annotation, biological process: transmembrane transport. NCBI's taxonomy places the organism in Eukaryota, Metazoa, Mollusca, Bivalvia, Pectinida, Pectinidae.
AUGCCAGCUAAGCAGAAGAGGCAAGCUAAAAAAGAGGCUAAAUGGUUAGAAGCACGGAGCUGGCGACAUGUGCUUUUAUUUUCCAACUGCAUGCUUGGGUAUGGUUUAUAUUUCAACGUUGACAUCUUGAGUGCACUACAGAGGGAUCUUCAGGGAGCAGAUACUGGAAGUUGCGAUAAUAUUACUUCUAAUGCCUCGUGCUGUCAGGACUGUGUGGGUUUAGGACCUGAUCGUUACAACCAAUUAUAUGCCGCCUAUGCCUGGAUGGCUGCAGCGACUGUAAUACCCGCUGGAUACUUCGUCGACAGAUUUGGAAAUCGAGUUUCCUCCAUCCUAUCGACAUCUGUUGCUUGGUUAGGGACAGUGUUAUUCGCCGCUGCCGUAACUGGUCAGCUGCGAGGAUCCUUUCUUAUGUUCCCUUUAAUGUAUGUUAGCCGUUUUCUCCUUGGAGCAGGAGCAGGAAUGGCCUUAAUUGUCCAAGAACGUAUUUUGUGUGUGUGGUUUCCCGAUAACCUUUCCAUGGUCUUCAGCAUCAAUGUGGUCGGUCUACGUAUGGGAAACGUUUCUAACUUUCUCCUCAGUGCCAAUAUAGCAAACUGGAUCGGUCUGACGAAGGCGCUUUGGGUCGGGGCAGCCAUCUGCAGUACAACUGUUGUAAGUGCAGUUAUUCUUUCACUACUUGAUUUCUACGGACAAAAGAAUUCAGACAAAGAACUAACUCAUAUUCCUGAUAGAGCUGAGAAUUCUAUAACAAUAUACAGACAAUUACAAAAUAUUCGCGUCCUACCAAGAAUGUUUUGGCUCCUGUGUGUAACAACAGUCUGUUACUAUGCUGCUUAUCUCCCCGUGGUCAGUAAUGGCAGCAAAUACAUCCAAGACAGAUAUGGGUUAUCCAAGACAACAUCUGCAUACUACGUUGGAGCUGUUUACGAUGUAUCCAUCAUCCUCCCACCGUUCCUAGGAAUAUUUUUGAAAAGGUUUCGCUGUACUGGGACCUUGUUGAGUUGCUCCGCCUUAAUGACUGUACCAGUAUAUUUAUUACUGUCUUUCUGCCCGAGUAUACACCCGUUGGUGCUGACAACAUACCUGGGAGUUACAUAUACUACAUUUGCUGUGUGUAUUUGGCCAUGUUUUGCUAUGCUGGUGAGCCCCGAUAUAUUCGGAACUUCUUCAGGAAUUGUCAUUUUGAUACAAUAUGGAGGAGUUGGAAUGAUAAAUCUAGCAGUUGGGAAAAUUAUGGGAGCAAAUGAAAGUGUGGAUACAGUAGAAUUAUUAUCUAAAUACCAAACCAUGUUCUGGCUGCUAUUCGCACUUUCUGUUACAUCAGCUUUGUUCAGCAUUGCAACCAACAUAGCAGACAAUCAUCAGAACAAUGUACUGAACCCUAUUCUAAUAAAAGACACACUACCUGUUUCCAUCAAUGACGAGACAUCGCCACUGUUACAAUCUCCACAAGAUAAAAUAAAUACCUAA